AUGGAAAAUGCGACUGCGACCGCGACCACCAGCCGGAGCUGGUCGCCGUCCCCGUCCCCGUCCCCGUCCACCCUGCUGCGAAGCCGUUCAGAUGGCACAGACAUUACCAGCAUCAGCAACGGCAAUAGCAACAGCAACAACAACAGUAACCACAGCAGCGCUGGCAGUCUCAGAAGCAGCAGAAGCAGCAGCAGUAGCGCAAGCACGAGCCUCAAGCGCAACAUAUCCACCUCUCUCCUUUCGCGUUUAUCAUUUUCGCACGGUGGCCCUGCGAACAUGAGCCAGAGCCAGAGCCAGAGCCAGAGCCAGAAUAAAGUCCCGGACGACGAUGAGGAGGAGGGAGGACACGAUGGGCGGUUUGGACCGGGUGAUGGGAAUGAGUAUAAUAAUAGUGUUGAAGGGUUCGGAAGCGGCGGUGGAGGAGAGAUUGGGAUUGAAGCGGGACGUGGGGGAGCUCUGGCUAACGCGCUGCAGCAGCAGCGGCGCAAAUCGCAGAGGAGGAAAAGGUCGUUGAGGAAGACGACGUUGUUGGGGACGACGGCGUUGAGGAUGGAGGGGAAGGAGGGAAGAGAGAAGAGAGAGAAGAGAGAGAAGGAGAAGAAGGAGACGAUUGGAGGAUGGGGUCGGGGGGGUUCUGUUUCGCCGGGGGCGGGGAUGGUUGUCGAUACUGCUGCUGCUACUACUGCUGCUACUACUACUACUGCUGCUGCUACUACUACUACUAUUACUGCUGCUGCUGCUGCUGCUGCUGCUGCUGCUGCUAUGGGGGAUGGUCGGGGACAAGCGGAAGGGGGGGAGCAAUUCGGCGCUGCUGCUCAUUCUCCGCCGCCGAUUCCACCCCCGCCAUCCCGAACAUGGGUUAGCAAGAGCAAUCUACAGAUACAAUCCCAGCAGCCGCAGCAUUCCGGCACCACGCACUCUGACACAACCAGAGACGAGGACGACAACGACGACACUGAUGCUGACGCUGACGCUGACGCCGAUGCCGAUGCGGACGAGAACGGCAACGACAACGAGAACGAGAACAAGCUCCACUUCCGCUCCACUCCACGCCAAAGCCCUCCGGAAACCCUUCUCACCCGCCUCUCCAGCAACGUCAGCACUGAGACCAACAUAACCACCACAACCAUAGCCACAACUACAACCACAACCUCAACGUCCAGCAGUUUCAACCUAGCCCCAGGACCCCGUCGUAACCUCCACAAAACCCCCACCCCCUUCUCCAGCUCCGACUCCUACUUUCCCCCCCCCCCCAGCGCAAAACUCCGCAUGAAUCCCCCCUCCACCGCAAACAUGCUCGCAACCACCGCAACCAUCCGCUCCCGCAUCGUCUCCCACCGCGUCAAAUCCCCCCUCUCAAGCACAGAUACCUCCGGCGUCCCUAUCAGCAGCCCCGUGGCCUCAGAAAAAUCCCCAACUGCCGUUGCCGUAUCUGCCAUCUCCCCGGACUAUCCCGCCGCUUCUGCCCUAGAGACGGCGACGUCGUGGGACUACGCGGAGACGGAGUGGUGGGGGUGGAUCAUCCUGCUGGUGACGUGGCUGGUGUUCGUGGUGGGGAUGGGCAGUUGUUUCGGUGUCUGGAGCUGGGCGUGGGAUGUCGGGGAGACGCCGUAUGCGCCGCCGGAGCUGGAGGAUGAUGCCACACUGCCGAUUGUGGGAUAUUAUCCGGCGCUUAUCAUUUUGACGGCGGUUAUGGCGUGGGUGUGGGUGGUUGUGGCGUGGGUGGGGAUGAAGUAUUUUCGGCAUGCGAAUAUUUCCGGGGAGGAUUAG
Molecule: messenger RNA, 1770 nt
Organism: Paracoccidioides lutzii Pb01
Exons: 2
Coding region: 1-1770 (589 amino acids)
Source: RefSeq, a predicted model, not a curated record